AAUCAAUGAUUGGUGAUGUGAAUUUAUUUUUAAAUGAUCUUGAUGAUAUUCAUUGUGGUGAAAUUGAAAUCAUGAUUCCUCAAGCUACAGAACGACAUAAAGGUUAUGGAAUAGAAACAUUGUAUACAUUUAUUCGUUAUGCAAUUGAAACACUGAAUAUAACUCGAUUUGUAGUUAAAAUUGGUCUACAAAAUUUACCAAGUAUUAAUUUAUUUACAAAAAAAUUACAGUUUCUAGAGAUUGAAAAAUCAGAAGUAUUCCAAGAAACUACAAUGGAACGACGUGUGGAUAAUGAUUUCAUCGAAUUGCUACAUAGUAAAACACCUAAUUAUGAAAUUGAUUCGUAUGAGAACUUAAUUAUCAAUAAAACAAUCUGA
Messenger RNA from Rotaria socialis, 377 nucleotides. Lineage: Eukaryota; Metazoa; Rotifera; Eurotatoria; Philodinida; Philodinidae. The record is from the annotation of a GenBank genome assembly.